AUGGGCUGGGGUCACUCACUGAGCAGCGAGGCCAGACGCACACGGGGACGUCCAAGCAGGAGAGGACCAGAGCAAGCCCCACCAGCCAGCUGCGCCCUUCUCCGUGGCCACUUGAGGACGGCACCCUUUGCCAUGGCGGUCCCAGCAGCAGGACCAGCACAGCCCACAGCGGGAGCACCCCUGGCGAGAGUCCGGCGGAGGGCUACGCCGACGGAGCCCGUCAGCCCCGACACCAUCUACGCCAUGGCGGCCCUCAUGCUCCUCGGCCACCUCGUCUUCUUCGACUACGGCGCCAAUGCCGCCGUCGUCUCCAGCACGCUGUCUCUCAACAUGGCCAUCUUCGCCUCGGUCUGCCUGGCCUCCCGCCUGCCCCGCGCCCUCCACGCCUUUGUCACCGUCACCUUCGCCAUGCAGAUCUUCGCCCUCUGGCCCGUGCUGCAGAAGAAGCUGAAAGCCCAGACGCCGCGGUGCUACGUGGGGGUGACGGUGCUCUUCGCGCUGGCGGCGCUGGCGGGGCUGGCCACCAUCUCCGGCGUCGGCGCCGUGCUCUUCGCCUCGCUGCUGCUCGCCGUCUCCUGCCUCUGCCCCUACUGCCUCAUCCGCCUUCAGCUGCUCAAGGACAACAUCCACGGGCCGUGGGACGAGGCCGAAAUCAAGGAGGACCUCUCCAGGUUCCUCAUGUAG
This is a messenger RNA of Opisthocomus hoazin, 684 nucleotides long. NCBI's taxonomy places the organism in Eukaryota, Metazoa, Chordata, Aves, Opisthocomiformes, Opisthocomidae. The record is from RefSeq and is a predicted model, not a curated record.